AUGGCUUCCUCGCAGCCGACACCAGAUCAGCAACCCAAGGUCUACCUUCGCAACAGUGUCUACAGUACGAACGGAGCCGAUGACAUCCACGCUCCGUCAUAUGGGCAGGCCCCAGUAACCUACCGGACUGGUGAUACAACUGUUUAUGUUCGCCAGCCCCCUGCUGUUCAACGGUCUCCUUACCCGACCACGGAUACAGGCGGCCUGCCAUUCUACACCGAUGAACUCACCACUGGAACUGGAACAUAUAAUGAGAUUUCCAGCGAUUCGAAAGGCAGGCGCUCGAGGUCAAAUCAACGACCUCAUCAUCACCAUCACCACCAGAACCAAAGAAGGCAGCGAGUCGAAGAACCGGAUGGCUACUGGAUCCUGCCUCAUGAUAGCAAGCAUGCGAAGGUACAUUCAACUACGGCAGGGGCUUACGUAACUCCUGGAGGGAGACGCCUACCUCGAACACCUAAGAAGCACACGGCAGGAUUGCAGGUUUUGGGAACAGAGCAAACUCAAAUGGUCGGUAGUGAACAAGAUGAAUUAACCUCAGACUUGACCCAGGAUUUGGAGGAGUACAUGCAGUCGUCUCAAUACCUUCCCUCUGAAGAUUCAGAGAUGACUAUAACCUUCCACUACAAUCCCACCGGUGAUCUGGAGACGGCCUUCGACAACGACUUGCUUGUGCGAUUGCAGGCGCAGUGUCGAGCAUACCUUGCCAAAUUAGACAAACGACGAAGGCUGAGAGAGGACGAUGCAGUGCGCACCAUUCAGAGGAAUGCAGCUCUCUACUUUGACCCUUGGUUCCGGCUCUUUCUUGUUCUCAAACCCCACUUAAAACGGCAUCGUCUGGAGGAGGAAAUUAUCCAACUGAAGAGUGAACUUGAAAAGUUCAAAGCAAUGGUCAAAGUUCUGCGCUACGAAAACGUGGCCUAUCAAGAUAAAAUAUCGAGACUCUUAAUGUUGCUUGAUCAGAUGCAGCCAGGCGGCACGAGCGGAGACCUGGUUAGCAAGCUUGUAAAAGAGUUAUCACUGGCGGUAGCUGACCAUCAGAAGCAAUGGCGGGCGAUGAUUUCUGGAAUCCGUGCAGAUGGGCUCAAUGGCGCUGCAAAUGGCAUAUCCCCCAUCCCCGAUGGAAAUCACGUUGAGAAAGACCUGGAUCCUAUCACUGAGAGUUCUUACCAGAUGGCCAAGGAAAAUGCCGAAUUCUACCGGAAUCAACUAGAAUUACUCCGGGAAGAAGUGGACGAUCAGAAUGCACGUACCAGCCAGCACUACGAAGAGAAGAUUGGCGUUCUUUCUGAACGGGUAGAGCAGCUGCAAAACAUGCUGACCCAAGAGAGCUUUCGCGUAGAACGUUUGAACGGAGAAUUGGAGGCAGCCAACAGUCAACUCGCUGAGGCCCGUGAAACCGAGGACAACUUGACCAGCAUGGUGGACGACUUGCGGGCCGAGCUGGCCCGGCGUCGGUUGCCCUCGGCCAGCGACCCUGGCACGCCCGGUGAGCCAAUGAUUGUCGCCAAGAGCGUCGACAACGCAUACGCAGCUGCUCCCCUUCCUACGUCCAUUGAAGGUCUCCACGAUAAACUGCCGGAUCAGAUAAGCGCACAAAAGAAGCUGAUGGGGAUUCGUAAUUAUUUGGCUGAAAAUCCGGACGUCUAUGAAACUCUAAAAGACACCCCUCUAGGCCAAGGAGGGGAAUACGACAUUUUGUCUGCCACUGACAGGCUGGGAAGCACUUCCUACGGACUGGACGGUACACUGGGUCAUUCGAUGAAUUCCGUCUUCCAUUCGCAAUCGCAUAUUGAAAACUACCACUUGGGUCGAGCACAUGAAAUUGAGAAUCGAAAUGACAUUCUGCAACAAAAACUUGAAGAAGAAAUUGGCUACAGAGAAGACCUGGAGUUGGAGGCCCAAGAGCUGCGCAAUAAAAUAUCCAACCUGCAACGCCAAGUACGUCGACAACGCGAUGAGCACGAAGAGGAGAUGGUGGAGCGCGACCAAGCACACAUCCGACGUGUUCGCGAGCUCGACGACGUGAUCGAUGAGCUGUCGCGUGAGAAGCAAGGUCUGGAGAAGCGCUGUCUGGAACUGCAGAAAAAAGUGGAGGAACUGAGGCAGGAGCCUGACCUCAGUGAUAGUGAAAAUGACAAUCUUCGGGAUACACAUGCCAUGUUAGUCGCGGACAAUCGUCAAUACCUUAAGGAGCUCGAUCAAAUCAGAGAGGAAUUUGAGCAGUACAAGCGGGAGAAUAACACGGCUGAACUUAAGGAACAGCUUGCCGAAAGAGACGAGAGGAUAUCCCAACUGGAAGUUAGCCAACGACACACCAGCUCCGACAUGGAAAUUCUUAAUGUUCGUCUGCAAAAUGCUAACAAACUUCUGGACGACAACGAGCAAAGGCUUCGCGGCCUGACGAAGGAGCGUCAGACCCUCCUCCACCGGAUCUCCCAGCUGGAGUCGGAGCGCGAUUCGGCUGUCCGGGAGGCUGCGUCGGCUGUCGGCAAGGCCGGGGCCGAGCGCGAGGCCGCGGCGGCGCGCCAACGCGAGCUCGACGACCUCAAACACGAGCGCCACGCCUACCAGAAGGAGCUCACUGACAUGAAGGCAAGACUUGAGUGUCCCGAACCCCAUUUAAAACCUUGA
This is a messenger RNA of Mesocestoides corti, 2634 nucleotides long. Lineage: Eukaryota; Metazoa; Platyhelminthes; Cestoda; Cyclophyllidea; Mesocestoididae. The record is from the annotation of a GenBank genome assembly.